This is a messenger RNA of Hyla sarda, 2651 nucleotides long. It is a transcript of the gene NUP85, whose product is annotated as nucleoporin 85. The record is from RefSeq and is a predicted model, not a curated record. Gene Ontology annotation, molecular function: structural constituent of nuclear pore. Lineage: Eukaryota; Metazoa; Chordata; Amphibia; Anura; Hylidae. Gene Ontology annotation, biological process: protein import into nucleus; positive regulation of DNA-templated transcription; mRNA export from nucleus. The coding region runs from base 222 to 2180 and encodes 652 amino acids. The transcript has 19 exons. Gene Ontology annotation, cellular component: nuclear pore outer ring.
GCGUUUUCCACAGAUUGGAAAAAACUUUACGUCAAUGGAAAAAACUUUACAUCACCCUUACGCUAACUGCGGAGUUUGUUGUAAACGGCGCAUGCACUCGCGCUUUACUACGGACUCGCAUGAAAGUUUACAUCAUCGGGGUCAGGCAGUGACGAGGACAGCCUCCGGUCCUUCCUGAGGGCUGACAUCAAGCGGGAAUCUGGAAGGAGUUAGCAAGAAUAAUGGAGAGGCUGGACGAGCAGCCGGCUGAGACGCUUGUACAAGGUCUUGGGCGAUGGAACACACACAUUGGGUUCAGUUGGGGACCAGGGGAAUUGCUGCUUUUUGAGACCCAGUACCCAAAGACAGAUAAUGCACAUUUGGCAACUUCUGGCCACAUAGCUUUUCUUCGUAAUGACGACGAUCUCUACUCACCCGUACUGAGAAAGUUAUUCAAUGAGUCCCAUGGAAUUUUUGUAGGCCUGCAAAAGAGUGGGGAAGAAGCAUCCAGCAGGACACGUAAAGCUCAAUUGGUGCAUGUUAGUAAACAUUAUCGCUCAGUUCUCCAGGCAUGUAUGCAAGAAAUGCACAAAGUGGCAAGCUCAACGCGAGAUGCAACUCAGAGCGCCAAAUAUAUUGAGCAGGUCUCCAUCCUGUCUGCCAUGGAGCUAUGUUGGAACCUUUGUGAAAUUCUUUUCAUUGAAGGUGCCACAGCUGGCUCACUCCUUGUACUACUUCUUGACUGGAUACGUUUGCAUUCAAGUGACAUAGACAAUAUAGCCGAAGAGGUUCUUAAGAGCGAAAGCCCCCUGAAGCAUGACAAAUUCUGGGAUUUGAUCACAGGGUAUGUCCUACAGGCUCGUAUGGAUGAAGCCCGGCAGCUGUUGGCUAAAGAAGCAGCUGUUUCCCCAAGCAACAGAAGCAUGUGCAGAGUCCUAGAUGAUCUCCUCAAGAAAAUGCCAAGGUUUAAUUCUCAGACAUUGACAGAGUUUGAAUUAAAGUGGCAGCACUGGCGGGAGGAAUGUGAACGUCAUCUGCAGUGUGAAACCUUCUCGUCCAGUCCUCACAUGCAAACCAUUUGCAAGGUUUUACUUGGAGCUGAAGAUACUUUACUUGAGAAGAAAGAGCUGAUGGGCACUUGGUAUCAUUUCCUUGUAUCACAGCUGCUCUUUACACAUCCUACGGUCACCCUGGCAGAAAUCCACUCCUAUGCUCAGUCUUCACUGGACGUUUUUUACGCUGGAGACAGCAGUUCUGAGCCACUGGACAAUGUUCUGCUUGCAGCUUUUGAGCUUGAUAUACAUCAAGUUAUUAAGGAAUUCAGUAUUGUGACAAAUAACUGGUGGUUUGUGGCUCAUCUGACCGACCUGCUUGAUCAUUGUCAGCUCUUUCAAUCUCACAACCUAUAUUUUGGAACGAACAUGCGAGAACAUUUACUACUAGAGUAUGCAUCUGGUCUCUUCUCUCAUCAUAGCCUUUGGCAGCUUGGAGUUGAUUAUUUAGAUUACUGUCCUGAACUUGGUCGAGUUUACCUUGAGCUUCACAUGGAGAGGAUUUCUUUGAGCACUGAGAGGAAAGCUUUAAAGGCACUGCGUAUCUGUGAGCAGCGGCAAAUGACUGAACAAGUCCGCAGUAUCUGUAAAACCAUGGCUAUGCAAGCCAUGAGCAAUAGACGUUUGGGUUCAGCACUGUCGUGGAGCAUUCGAGCCAAAGAUGCAGCAUUUGCCACACUCAUAUCUGAUCGGUUCCUGAAGGAUUACUGUGAACGAGGAAGAUUCUCUGAUUUGGAUCUGAUUGACAAUCUGGGCCCUGCUAUGUUGCUUAGUGAUCGCUUAACUUUCCUAGGAAAGUACCAGGAGUUUCACAGGAUGUACAAUGACCAGCAGUUUGAAGACGCUGCCUGCUUACUGCUUUCACUCAUGACUGCUCGCAUUGCUCCCUGCUCCUUUUGGCUUACUCUACUGCUGGAUGCUCUGCCUCUUCUUGAACAGCAACAGGUGAUAUUUUCUGCUGAGCAGACCUAUCAGCUAAUGAGCUGCCUGGAGGACAGGACUGCAGCAAAGUGUGAACCUAUCCAGUCAGAGGAGAACCGCAGAUCGCAGGACAGCAGCAUUGAAAACACAAAGAUUGAGAUGCUAAGGUUGGCUCUUUCACGAAACCUGGCACGUGCCAUUGUUAAGGAAGGAACUGCUCAAACGUAAAUAGGGAAAAUACAGUGAUGUGUAAUUAUUUUUGUUUUAUCUGGUUGGGUCUUCAGAUGCCUAAAAAAAUAUUUCAAGAAGACUGCAGCUGUCGUUGGGAGCUAAAUACUACAAAAGCCACCUCAUUACGAAAUAGAUUUUUUAUUGCAGAAAUUCCUGCAAUGAGUGAACAUACCCUAAAUUUGACAGCACUUGGAUUAGGAAUUAGUGUCAUAUUCUAGGCCAGGCAUAGGCAACCUUCGGCACUGCAGAUGUUUUGGACUACAUCUCCCAUGAGGCUUUGUCAGCAGUUUGGCUGUAAGAGCAUCAUGGGAGAUGUAGUCCAAAACAUCUGCAGUGCCGAAGGUUGCCUAUGCCGAAUCUAGGCUGUAAUGCCAAUAAAUAAAUGCAAGUUGUAGAGAUGAGCGAACUUACAGUAAAUUCGAUUCGUCACGAACUACUCGGCUCGCCAGUUGAUGACUUUAUCCUGCA